Rotaria socialis is the source of this 672-nucleotide messenger RNA. NCBI's taxonomy places the organism in Eukaryota, Metazoa, Rotifera, Eurotatoria, Philodinida, Philodinidae. The record is from the annotation of a GenBank genome assembly.
AUGACGUUUUCAACUGCUAGUCUACUAUACUCUGUAGCAGUUGAUGAUUUCAAUAACGAUGCUCGACUGGAUAUCGUUGUCGCUACUUAUGACGCCAACAGUGUGGUUGCCCUUCUUGGAUAUGUGGCGGUUGAUGAUUUAAACGAUGACACCUUACUGAAUAUCGCUGUGACCAAUUCAGAUAGUGACGAUGUGAGUGCCCUAUUUGGAUAUGGCAAUGGCUCUGUUGCAGAUCAAAUAAAGUUUUCAGUUGGUUCUCAACCACAAUCUGUAGCCGCUGGUGAUUUCAAUAACGAUACUCAACUAGAUGUUGUGGUUGCUAAUUAUGACUCUGGAAGUAUUAGUAUUUUUAUUGUAUAUGGCAAUGGUUCUUUUGCAAGUCAACUAGUCUAUUCAACAGGACCUGACUGUUAUCCUUACUUCGUAGCUGUUGGAGAUUUCAACAAUGAUGCCAUUGUAGACAUUGUUGUCGUGAAUCAAAACAGUAAUGAUUUGGGAAUAUUCCUUGGAUAUGGGAAUGGCAUUUUUGCAACUGUCAUUCUGGUGCCAUUAGGUUACGAAGUUUGUUCAUUUUCGGUUCUGGUUGGUGACUACAACAACGAUAGAAAGUUGGAUUUAGCCGUGGCCAAUGGAGGCACAGAUAGUUUAUCCAUUCUUUUACAGACUUGUUGA